UGUCUGUUGUGGGAGUGUUAAACACAACAGGCUUAAAGCAAGCCUGAAAGAAACACCAAACAACAAGGGAGCAAACCUGAAUCUUCACCUGCAGCCUGUCUUCUUCUGCAACCAUGUGGUUUUAUCAUUUCUUAUUCAGCUUGGACCUAAAGAGUCUGUUCUUGUUUGUUUUUCUGUUCCUUCUUAUCGCGGACUAUCUGAAAAACAGGAAACCAGCAAACUUUCCUCCAGGACCAACAGCUUUUCCUUUUGUGGGGAAUAUCUUGGGUUUGGACAGCAAACAUCCACAAAAUUAUUUUACUAAGCUGGCUAAAAUUUACGGGAAUGUCUUCAAAGUUCGGUUUGGUCGGGAUACAAUAGUGGUUCUGUUUGGCUACAAGACGGUGAAGGAAGCCAUAGUGAAUCAAGCGGAGAACUUUGUGGAUCGACCACCAAACGCUAUAGCUGAAAGGUUUUACAUUGAACCUGAAGCUGGUGUGUUCAUGAGCAAUGGUGAAAAAUGGAAGAGACAGCGGCGUUUUGCUUUGUCUACCCUACGCACCUUUGGUCUGGGUAAAAGCAUGUUGGAAGAGAGCAUCUGUGAAGAGAUCCGAUACCUGCAGGAGGAACUAGAGAGGGAGAAAGGAGAACCUUUUACUCCAGCAGGUCUCUUCAACAAUGCUGUGUCCAACAUUAUUUGUCAGCUGGUUAUGGGGAAAAGAUAUGACUACAGCGACCACACCUUUCAGAUCAUGCUGAAGUAUAUGGCGGAUGCAAUUUGGUUGGAGGGGAGUGUAUGGGGUCAACUCUAUCAGAGUUUUCCUAAAGUGAUGUACUACCUGCCGGGUCCUCACAACAGAAUAUUCAGUAAUUACACAACUAUACAAGAUUUCCUGAGUAAGGAGAUAGAAAAGCACAAGACGGACCUGGACCCCAGCAAUCCUCGAGAUUACAUAGACGCUUUCCUUACUGAAAUGAAAAAUCACAAGGAUUCGGACCUGGGCUUCACAGAGAACAAUCUGGUGAUGGUCUCUCUGGACCUUUUUCUGGCUGGAACUGAAACAACAUCCACCACUCUGAUGUGGGCUUUGGUUUACCUCGUCAAAAGCCCUGAUAUCCAAGAAAAAGUCCAGGCAGAGAUUGAUAAUGUGAUCGGACGGGUCCGGCAGCCCUCUAUGGCAGACAGACCAAACCUGCCGUACACUGAUGCUGUCAUCCAUGAGAUCCAGAGGUUUGGAAACAUAGUUCCUCUCAAUGGACUCAGGGUUGCAGCCAAAGACACAACUGUGGGUGGUUACUUUAUACCAAAGGGAACAUCUAUAAUGCCCGUCCUGACCUCUGUGCUGUUUGACAAGAAUGAAUGGGCGACUCCAGACACCUUCAAUCCAGGACACUUCCUGGAUUCCAGUGGAAAGUUUGUGAAGAGAGAAGCCUUCCUGCCCUUCUCUGCAGGAAAACGUGUGUGCCUUGGAGAAGGUCUGGCCAGGAUGGAGCUGUUCCUGUUUUUGGUUGGCCUACUGCAGAAGUUCACUUUCUCUGCUCCUGAAGGAGUGGAGCUGAGUACAGAGGGAGUCACCGGGUUUACUCGCGUUCCUCACCCCUACAAGGUUUACGCUAAGGUUCGCUAACAUAACAUGAAGAAGGUCUUCCUGACCCUGCCCUCUGAACCAGCCCAUACUGGUUUCUUUAACGUUUGUUCUGACCUGUACAAUGUCAGAUUAUUUAGCUCUUGUAUUAUUUCUGGACUCUUAAUCAGCUGCAGAUUGAUCGAUAUGUACACAUUCCAUUAAGCUUUUGAAAAGAAGUUUGUUUUUGCAUUUUUUAUGACAUGUUUGUAACACGAACAACGUUAAUGUGUUGCUUGACAGUUAUUUCUAUGUAAUUGUUUUAAGUGUUUCAACAUUUAUUGUGCUUUUUUUUCCCAGAAAAAUAAAAUAAAAUUGAAGUGACACCAU
Austrofundulus limnaeus is the source of this 1934-nucleotide messenger RNA. Its product is annotated as cytochrome P450 2J6. The transcript has 9 exons. Gene Ontology annotation, cellular component: intracellular membrane-bounded organelle; cytoplasm. Gene Ontology annotation, molecular function: oxidoreductase activity, acting on paired donors, with incorporation or reduction of molecular oxygen, reduced flavin or flavoprotein as one donor, and incorporation of one atom of oxygen; heme binding; iron ion binding. The coding region runs from base 114 to 1607 and encodes 497 amino acids. Gene Ontology annotation, biological process: xenobiotic metabolic process. The record is from RefSeq and is a predicted model, not a curated record. Lineage: Eukaryota; Metazoa; Chordata; Actinopteri; Cyprinodontiformes; Rivulidae.